AUGCCUCGAACCGCUGGUAAGCAAGUUUAAGGAAGCUGGAGAUAAUACACGUAUAGACGUGUACUGUGCGUGACCGAUCUCGUGAAAUGUUAGCCAAAAUUCUGGAAUGCGUUUCCGAUUAGGAAGGAUUACUUAAGUGGGGUUUUAAGAAUGAUUAUCGUGCAGCAUAAUCCCAUAACUUUUCGGACUCGCCAGGAUGUCGGCUUUUGAAUGCACUUCAUUUUGACCACCUUCAGAAACCACACUCGGUAAGAAAUGACUACUUAGGUAGCAUGCAUGUUUACUAGUGAUUUUCGAUGGUCUUUCAAAUUCAAAUGUAUUUACAGAAAACACGCUCAAAAAUAUGCUUCCUUUUGCUCAUUUGGAAGGAAAUCACAUUGUUUUCAUAUUUUAUGCCCAAAGAAAGUGUAUUAUUUAGGUUUUAAAAGAGUUUCUUGAUUCCCGAAUAAUUUCUAGCCUGAUCUGACAUUACACCAGCGUUUAGCAAUUUCAGUCUACAAGAUGCAUGCUUUCCGCGUAAGGAAAAUCAUAUAUUCCUCUGUGUCUUCAAGAAGAUACCAUAUAGAGUUCAUGAAAUUUCGUAAUGGAUCCGGACUGUGUUGUACGUUUCAUAAGGAGCAUUAGUAAACGGACUUGUGCGGUCUUGCGUGCAUGGACAUCGCGCGGUCUUAAAAAUCUUAUAAUUAGAAACUUUUUAAAACCUAAAGAUACACUUUCUUCGGGCAUAAAAUAUGAACACAGUGUGAUUUCCUCCCAAAUGAGUAAAAUAAAGCUUAUUUUGUGCAUGUUUUCUGCAAAAUAUAUUUGAAUUUACAAGACCAUCGAAAAUCAAUAGGAAUAAUGCAUGCUACCUAAGUAGUCAUUUCUUACCGAGUGUGGUUUCCGCAGGUGGUCAAAAUGAAGUGCACUCAAAAGCUGACAUCCUGGCGAGUCCGAAAUGUUAUAGGGUUAUGCUGCAUGAUAAUCAUUAUUAAAACCCCACUUAAGUAAUCCCUCCUAAUCGGAAACGCAUUCCAGAAUUUUGGCUAACAGUUCAUGAGAUCGGUCACACACUGUAUAUACCUGUAUAUAUCCAUAACACAAUACGCGGUGGACAUCGUCGGCAACGACGGUCGAAGUGUCGUAUAUACAUGGGAACGGAAUGCUGGCAAAGAUGUGAGCAGAUGGAUACAUCAUUGUUUCGGGCUUACUCUGUUUUCAUCGAACCACAUUCUGAGACCAGAAACACAAAAAUUAGUACGCGCACAACGCAGACGGUCUGGAGGUGGAGUCUGCCAGAUGGGCCAUGAGCACUUCAUUGAACCAAAUCUCAUCAUAACCUCGUCAGCUGGCAUUCUCUGCCAGUGUAGGCGGAUGCUGCAGAAAGUCUUUCAAUUACGAUAUUUUUAAAUCUAAACUUAUUUCCUCUUUCAAGCAACAAGUUUCUAGGGCGGUGUUAUCUAAACGCCAAUUGUAUAACUUUGUAUAGUUUUUCUUCCUUUCUAACGAAACUAAUUGGUUUUACAACAACGUUGAAAGCAGUUGAAAUAAAUAUAUUCUAAUUAAGUAGGGGUUUCUGUUCACGGGAUAUCUCGACCCAAGUGAUUGAGAGGUUUCGCACUUUAAGGGCAGAGUAUUAUGGUAUUUGAAAUAACUUGAUAUUACGUUCCAAAAUUAUCAACAUGCAGUCCCGUUUAUGCACUACUUUUACUUGAAUUACAAAGUAGCGAGUUCGUAUAUUCUUACACAUUCUAAGGGCUGCGUUAUCAUACGAGAACUCUCAUCUUCUGACAUACAUUUACUACCAGCUGGGUUGUUAUGCUUAUCUGUAAAGCAAAACCGGGCCAGGUUCCCAAACGGACAAUCUACCAGUCCCUUCGUAUUCGUUUGCCCCGUUCCGCGAGAACUACUGAUGAAGCUACCAAUGCAAGGCGCGCACAAAAUAUGUGAGUGAACAAGUACUGUAUCCUUAUCCCCCCGCCUGCCUCUUCCUCCUCCUCUCCGCCGCCAACUAACUCUGACAAUUCUUCUGACCCACCACUUCCAUCCUCCUUCUCCUCCUCCUCCUCCUCCUCCUCCUCGCCCACUACUCCAACGGCGGCCGCUCAGGCGACUGUCCCGCGCACAACAAGCGACACUUCCACUACCUCCCCCGACUCCAGCGAUGAGGAUCAGGACUACACCUGCCCUCACUGCGACCGUACCUUCACCUCACACAUCGGCCUGGUCGGUCACUUGCGAAUCCAUCGCACAGAGACUGGCGAACCAGUGCGUGAAUCACCAACCUACACCCACCGCACUCGCAUCCACUGCCCACACUGCCCUCGCACCUUCAGGCAUCGCAUGGGCCUUUUCGGCCACGUGCGCAUCCACGAGAGCGGCCUUGACCGCACUCCCGACACACCCACCACAUCCAACACAUCCACCGUGCACAGCCCCAUCCUCGCUCCAUCCGUCCGCGCCAACACCACCACCACCGCCUCCUCUGUAGCUGACACUGACACCGCCGACUUCUCAUGCCCACACUGUCCACGCAAAUUCACCUCACGCAUCGGCCUGGUCGGUCACUUGCGAAUCCAUCGCACAGAGACCGGCGAACCAGUGCCUGGAGCACCAACCUGUACCCACCAAGCUCGUCUCAACUGCCCACACUGCCCUCGCACUUUCAGGCAUCGCAAGGGUCUCUUCGGCCACAUGCGUAUCCCCGACGACCUGCGGUAG
Messenger RNA from Spirometra erinaceieuropaei, 2700 nucleotides. The record is from the annotation of a GenBank genome assembly. Lineage: Eukaryota; Metazoa; Platyhelminthes; Cestoda; Diphyllobothriidea; Diphyllobothriidae.